AUGCCUGGGUCCUUGCCCCGCUUCCUUUCUCGGAUCAGCCUAGGCGGACUUGGCCUGGCUGCUCUGCCCCCUGCGCGCCUUUGCAGCUCCGGCCCGCCGGCCCUUCUUGGCUUGGCUGCCCACCCCAACCCGCUGGCCUCGCCGCACCCCGCUACGGGCUCGCGCCCCCCCACCCCCGGAUCCCUGCCGCGAAGCCCGGUUCCCGCUUUCCCACGCGUCCCUGUGCCCCCUAUCCAGAGUGAAGAUCUGGAAAACACCAAUGUCACCUCUCCAGUGGUUUCAGCCCCUGACCCAGAACCCCAUUCCUCACCAUACAGGCCACAGAUGGUAUCUGCAGUGGGUGAAGAUGCCCCGGAAGGUCCGCGGAAGGCAGCCUGUGCCGUGGAGGCGCAGGCCUUGGCGGGACAGGAAAUGGAGUCUGCAGGCCAGGCUAAGGGUCUCAGCCAGAUGGCCAAGUACCAAGCUCCACAACGGGCUGGUGACAUCGUUAUGAUCCAGUCUGAGCACACGGGGACUAUUGAUAUUCUCUCAGCUGACUUGGAAUCUGCAGAUCUUCUGGCAGACCACAGGAAAGUCUCCCCACCUCUGAUGGCUCCUCCGUGCAUCUGGACCUUUGCCAAGAUGAAGGAAUUCAAAAGCAAGCUGGGCAAAGAGAAGAACUGCCGUCUGGUGGUGAAGCGGGGUGAGGUGGUGACCAUCCGGGUGCCCACCCACCCAGAGGGAAAGCGUGUCUGCUGGGAGUUUGCCACCGAUGACUAUGAUAUUGGCUUUGGUGUUUAUUUUGACUGGACCCCUGUAACCAGCACUGACAUAACUGUGCAGGUCAGUGAUUCCAGUGAGGAUGAGGAUGAAGACGAGGAAGAGGAGGAAGAGAUUGAAGACCCUGUCCCAGUUGGUGAUGUGGAGAGAGGCUCCCGGAGCUCGCUGCGGGGCCGCUAUGGAGAGGUCAUGCCUGUGUACCGGCGGGACAGCCACCGAGACGUGCAGGCUGGCAGCCACGACUACCCUGGGGAGGGCAUCUACCUGCUUAAGUUUGACAACUCCUACUCCCUGCUGCGCAACAAGACACUGUACUUCCACGUCUACUACACGAGCUGAAGGCCCACCGGGACGGAGGCAGGCAGGGCUUUGCUGGGUGGGGCAGGCUGCCCGCUGGCGCCUCUCGCUGCCGACUGGCCGGAGCUGAAGGUCGGGUGCGCGGCUCCUGGCCCAUGUAUCCUGCCUGACUGUUGACCCCACAUCGCUUUCCCCCUUCUUGGCUUCUGCAGAUGGUGGUGUAGUACCCCUAUUUUGUGGCCCCCGACUCACGCUCUUCUUGCUUCGGACUCCAGCCAAAUCUCUCUAUGAAGGAACCUACCUGGCAAGAGCCUCAAAGGAAAUCGGGUGUCAUCUUUAAAAAAUACGCUUGCUCUGGUGCAAGGUGUAUCAUCCUGGUUCUGCUGCUCUCUCUUCUCCCAGGGCCUUUCUUGCAUUUACUGGCACCCACCCUCUUUGCUUUCUCAAAGUGCCAGAAGAGGGAACAGCACAUGGUCUUUGAAAGAACCCAGUGUCUCGGGCGGAGAAAGCUCCGCCCAGCCUCACACCACUGCCAUAUUCCCGCCUGCUGGUUCUCUGCAGCCUCUCGCCCAGGCUGAGAGCCCUCACUGCCUUUGGAGAGGGGGUAUUAGUCUUGAUGGCUCGACUCUGCCUCCUCCUCCCUCUUUUCCCUUCUUGAGUCUGCCUGCCAUCACAGCAAGAACUCCAUGCAGUUGAGAGUGAUGGCCAGUGUAUUCUAAGAUCUGGGAAGAAAAACUGACUCCAUCACUUCCUGUGUCACCCAGGCCACUGGUGGUCAAAGGGGAUGGGAUGGAAAUAGGUCCUGGAUUAUCUCAGAACCCACAUCUUUGAAAAUCAAGUGUUACUAAGUUAUUGUUUGUGUAAUCAAAGAAGCAGGCAUGUCAUGUGAGAGAGCAGGUCAGACAACAGCAGUGUUCCAGAUUUCCUACCCCUCCUUUGUCUUCACAGUGGGUGUGUUACUUGGAAGUUUUGCUUUGGAACACUUUGUUUUCCAAAGCUGCUGGGUUUCGGUUUCCUGUACUGCGGGUUUCAAGCGUUGGUCUACACGGUCUCAGGAAAGGGGAUAAUGACACUCCACUGUUGCUGCUGAUGGAAUUUGUUCUUUCCUAGGCCAAAGCUUUCAUUUCUCUGGCUGUGUCUUUACACCCUAGCACCCCGACAGCCAGAGUGCACAGGGUGCUGCAACCAGGCCACCAGAGAUGCGGGGUGUGGGGCCUCACGUGGCGAAGAAGGCAGAGAAGGGGCCACUGUGGUCGGUGGUCUGAUCUUGCUCCUUUUUCCUUGUUCAAGUUUGUUACUGCCUUAGAAUCAUGCGGAAUAAUUAGAUUUAUUUAUUACUUUAUUUAUUAUUAUUAUUUUUAUCACAUUUCAUUUUGCCUUUGAAACAGUUUCCGUCUGUUUCUCAGAAGGCUCCGGUCUGCACUGAGCCAUUGAGGCCGCCUCUGGAUGAGCUAGAUGAGGGUUUCAGGAGCAGUGGGACAUGGCCGUGUCCCAUUCCAGCAGGUUCACCCUGCGGUGCUUUGGAGGAGUCUUCCCUCCUGGAUGGAUGACUGUGAGAAAUUCGCGGUCUGGGGAGGGCCUGUCCUCAUGCUCAGGUGCGCAGCAGAUUUGAUUAGCACCAGGUAUCCUGGACUCCAGGAUUUCCAAGUCCUGGGCCUCCUCUGGGCAGCCACCUCCUUCCCACUGUCUUUGCUCGUCCUUGUGUGGCUCCCUGGCACUGAGCCUCCUCCCUACGGAGCAGGGGCUCGAGCAGGCUCCUUGCGGGGCUCGGCAGCUACGCCUGCAUCACGAGCGGAGGGUGAAAAGGCAGUGCCUCCCACUCGGGGCAGAGCCCAGCAGGAUGGGGUGUUGGUACCAUCGCACCCCGUUCUCUGAGCAGCAUCACCUCCAUUAUGUCACCCGUGAGAAGGUGUGUCAGAGGAGUGCACUGGCCAAAACUUAUACACCUUGUAAGAAAUGAGAAACUGUUCUAGAGGCUGCCCGGGCAGUGAAGGCCGAGCUGCCGUGCGGCAUGCCACCAGAGAGCUGAGGGACCCCCGUCGUCACUGAUGCCCGAUCAUGCCUUAGCUAAGUGAAUAUGAUCUUUAUAAUAAAGCAAUUUUCUACUGGGCUGUUCUCCACUUAGCAAAAACCUUGCUAAUUUUUCUUGUUUAUUGUUAACUUCUGACUUUAUUAAAGUGGAGCUGUGAGACCAUAGGACGCUCCCUGGGUCAACACUGUGUGUUUGUUUAUGCCAUGAGAGUCUCUGGACCCAUUUUCUUAGGCAUCCUAGUUCUGUUACAUCAGGGAAACCCCAUCGCCUCUGUGUGCCUCUUCCUGUCUGAUCACUUUUGAGGUCCUGGACACCGUCACGGCUCAUCCUGUGCUGGGGUUGGUUUCACGAACAGUCAGGGUUUCCUUGUUCCCAUUAGCACAAAAUAGCUAAAAGAUGUUUUCAGUGUCUGAUUCUGAAUAUCUGAAAUUGCUGAAGUUUAGAGAUAAAAUACUGUUUACUAGAGCACAGGUGUCCGGAGGGUUUCAGAGCCUAGCAAGCCCUAAGAGGUUGGCCUUCUCUUAGUCUCUCCCUGUCCAAGCUUAGAGACCCAAAACAGUGAAAUGGAAACCAUGCCUGUUCACUCUCACCCUGCUUUCGAGAGCACAAAUAAAUUAGACGUUCAGAAGAAAGAGCUUCCUAAGAAGGGAGACUGGAAUUCUCUAUGCAGAGUGGCUGAGUGCUAACCUUUCUUCUGUUUGUUUAGUGUUGCUACUCUGUUGGGAGAGGGGCUUUUAAAAUAUUUGGGAGGAGAUGUCCAAAGUGCUAAUGGUUUUCAGUAUUUUAUUUUGCAAAAUUUUCAGUAAACAGGAAACAAAGGAAUUGCGUAGUAAAUACCCAAGUAUGGACCCACUACAUAGAUUUUUCUUGUAACUAGAAGUUACAAAACUGACAAUUUUUAAAAAAAGAUUCUACUAUUUGUUCCUAUUAGAAGUAUCUCAGAGCAGGUCUCAUGGCGCAGACCUUGUGCCCCAUGGCUUGAUGCUUCUGGAGUUUUUUUAGCAGGGUGUUCAGUGACGUGAGUUACCUGGGAGUGAUCCUUGUGAACUGUUUCUUGUUCUCCGUCGUGUUUCAGAACUCAGGCCUCCUUCAGACCACAUCUUCUGUUCUUCUGUCAUCAAAGUGAGGGUGAUUGGGAAAUUGCUCCUGGAGGCCUCUGUUCUGGCCUCUGCUGCUUAUGAUACGUCGGCAGGACUCAAGCUAGAACUGAAGUCUCCAGACAGAGUGUAGCUUUAUAAUGGAAGUAGAUGGCAACUUGAAAUCAGGCCAUUAUUAGUUACUUUUUCUUAAUUGAUUCAUGCACUUUAAAAAUAUUUGUAUCUGUUAUUUAGGAAAGAAAAUUUAAGACCGUAAAACAGUAUAUUGUCCCUUAUAAGAUGUAUAUGGAAAAGUUAAACCUGAACGUUCACUGUGUUAUAUUAAUCAGUGGGGUUAGUUUUUAUUGUAAAACAUCAUUUAUAGACAAUAUCUGAGUAUUAAGUGUUUGACGAGUCCUGUCUAGCCCCUCUUUGAAAGAAUUAAGUGACUCCCAAACCCUAAAGUCUAUUUUUAUAUUUAUCUUUUAAGACUACUUUUUCUGCAAAAGACUGCCUUGUGGUCCCAAAGCUUGUGACUCCAAGGUAUGAAGUUAGGUUUACCCUAAUAUUUACUUGUCUUAGUGGCAGGUGAGGGAGGGGCGUGAAACAGUUUUGUAGAGCUUGAGAAACUGCCUUUUAAAAUUGAUUGCAAGGGAUAAAAUGGGAAUAAAAUGAGAGGAAGAGAAAGCUAGCAUGUGUGUGCCAGAACUUCGCUGUCUCCACAUUACAUUCAUUUUUGCUGUUUGCAUUCCACAAGUUGGAGUUGUUCUUGUAUUGGUUGGAGAAAUCCCCAAACACUUCUGCAGACUUACCUAACAGCAUUGGCUUUAGAGUAGGUCUCCUCUGCUGCGUGUGACCCUGACCUGAGGGCUGACUUCACCCCCAAAGCCCCUGGUACUUACAGUCCUAGGCCUAAGAUGAUGCGAUUAGAAGCCAGGAACAACUCCAUUGGCGCCACUGUAACCCCUGUUGGUUUUGACUGUGGUUGAGAAAGGGAUGAGAUGGGUACUUCCCGCCUGUGUCAGAAGAGCCUGAACCCUUGAGUAAUUGUGUAUAACAAGCUGUGCCCCUGCAGGCUGACCCUCACCCUUGGGUGCAGGAAUCGUCAUCUUCUUUAUGUGGGAUGUCAUCACACAGCAGCCCAGGGAACACACCAGUUUGUUCUUGAGAGCAUCUGCUCUAGAAUUUCUGUUGGGUCUUAGAGGUCACAUCAAUCUCUGGAACUAGCAUCUUCCCAUGUUGCCAAAAGUGCAGAGCUCUAGAAACCCGGAUCUACUGAAGAAAGGAAGAACACCAACCCUCUAGAAUUUUAGUGCUUGGAAAGACUUGGAAAUGAGUUCUGCUUGAAGGAAGGUAGUUUUACUGCUUGUGGUGGUUCUGAAGGACAGCUUGUUAUGGGAAUUUGCUCUUUAGAUCAAGUUGUUGUACUCAUGUUAUUAUUUGAUUGUGUCUAGGGAGCCCUGAAGCCUGAUUCUUUGGGGACCGAAUAGAAAAGGGGGUUCUAAAGCCAGUUGCAAGCCCAGUGCUUUCCCACGGCCCAGUGUAAGGGAGCGUCCAUUUGACCAAAGCCCUGGUCUUCAUGACAGGAGAUGCUGGCCCGAGGCCGGCCCUCCCACACAGCAUGGGACAAGGCGAGCUUGUAGGCCGUUCUGCUUCUGUCUUGUUUAUGGUAUUGUGCUACCCAAGGCCGUUGUUUACACAGUAAAUUAGAAUUAAAUGAUAGAGUUGAUAGAAAAGGCAGUCAGCCCUGGUUGGAAGUAAGGCUGGGGAGGGGUUGUGAUUUAGAGUCACAUGUUGGCACAGCUGGGUAACUCAUGUAAGACUGUGCGGUCAGAACUCAGCUUAACCUUGGUGAGUUCAACCCAAGCGAGUGAAGAGGUUGUAGGGAUGACAAUUACUUCAUGUGGGUGAUAAGUAGAACAUCUCUGGGAAGCAGAUUCUGUCACUGGUUGUGUGAGUUUCAGUGUGAGGCUGUGGUUCCUUUGGCAUUCUCAGAGUCUCACCUCACUGGGUAGUGGGUGGUGACUUUGACCUUCCACGAAGAAAACUCCCCUGGGAUUUGGCUUCUGCUGGCCUCUUUUCUGGGAGCAGGGCAGGGAGCACUCAGGAAAGAACUGCUUUGGUUCACUUGUUCACACACCCCUUUCUCUGUCUAACCUUUGGGGAUUCCUUUGACUUCACCAGCUACUUAGAUCACUAGGUUAGGGCAGGGCUGUUCCCAAAGGGGGAGAGAAACUUAAUAUGGUCAGAUUUCAGAAAGUCAUGCUCUCUGACGCCUUGCAUUGCCUCUGUCUGCACCAAGGAGGCAGCACAAAGCCCCUUCUGUUUGGUCUCUUAUCACUAGCUAAGAACCCAAUGGAUUGCCUAAAGCCUUGAGAGCAAAGUUCAUUUAAAAACAGUCGUUUCCUCAAAAACUAAGUUCAAAGGCAAGAUGCCACUUUGAAAUUAUUUGUAGUCCUGGUCACUGGUUUGAACUCAUGGUCUGAUUCCUAUUACAUGUGCUUUAAUUUCUUUCAGGUCCCCGGCAUGUGGACCACAGUUAAUCUCAAGACUCUUUUUUAUCCUUUACAGAUAAAUAAAGAAUGGCCCAGAAUCCUAGACACAUGGGUCUCUGUAUUAAAUCCACAGUUCACUGUCACUUUAAGCAGGUAGUUUGGUUUCUCUAGGGGUGAAAUAUAUAUGUGAAAUGAUUGCCAGAGGGACAAAGUGUAUUUUCUGUGAAGUUCUGAUAGAGGAUCAUGAACAAUGUGAAAGAUUUGGUGUGCAGUGGCAGAAGGGGCCCUUCCUGAACAGUCUUCCCUGCUCAGGUCUGGAAUGCCUAUAACGUCUGCCGUGUUACCUGUGAUUGCUUGUUACCAUUGACUUUCAGGCUCAGGCCAAGAAUCAUCUGGAAAAGUGUAUCUUACUUUCUUCCCUUAUGUCCUAAGCAAUACAUCUUACUAAGAAACUCCAUAUUAAAAUCUGAGAGUAUUGUCCAUAAACAAAUAUGUUUUCAUUUAAUCAUGCUCAUUUAUUUCUGUUUAGCCAUGUUUAAGAGCAAGUCAAGCCUGGAGGAAACAGUCUUACAACCCAUGACUCUGGUACACCUGUUUGCCCUUUAAUAGUGGGGAGUUUUUUGAUUCCCAGGAGGAAGCUGCUUUAUAAUCAAAAUGAUGGAUUAUAAGAAAGCUAGACGUUGGGCAAGAAUCACUGUCAUGGAGGUGCUUGAGCUCUCCCCGACUGUACCACGCCAUGGGGCUCCAUCUGGAAGGCCUGCUUUGGUGCUGUGCACUAGGUCUGUCAGGAACUGAAAGAUGAUCGUGCUUUCUUGCUAAGUACUUAAGCACCUGGCAACCAGGAAGGCCUUCUUUUCUUAUGCUGUACCCUACUCUGAUGCUGACAAGACAAAAAGGGGUCUAGAAAGGAAACUGUCACAGUUUUCCUUUAAACUGUAAUUGUAUCUUAACAAUCACUUGUCUCAGUCACCUUGUUUGACAUGUCCCCUGUCAUGGGAACGCUGCUAACCUCCUGUGGUUUCUAAGAGCUCUGUACCAAAUUGUUACUUACUCCUUAUGUCCUGCUGAGUGGUUUUUCUUUUAAAAUACCAUAAGUCAUCACCCGUGACACUGAACUUGUUGCUGUGGUACACAAAUGAUCCUGAGCUAUGGUUCUUCAAGUCUUCAAGUAGCUCAGUCCCUGUGUUUUUAUAUCAUGUAUAUCAAUUUUGUGAUGCUUUGGUGCAUUCUUUGUCUUCUCUUCGAGUUUUGAAAUCUGUCAUAAAUAAACUUUUUCACUAUGCAC
Molecule: messenger RNA, 7944 nt
Organism: Condylura cristata (star-nosed mole)
Lineage: Eukaryota; Metazoa; Chordata; Mammalia; Eulipotyphla; Talpidae
Gene: TMED8
Product: transmembrane emp24 protein transport domain containing 8
Exons: 6
Coding region: 1-1098 (365 amino acids)
Source: RefSeq, a predicted model, not a curated record